Molecule: messenger RNA, 1530 nt
Organism: Auanema sp. JU1783
Lineage: Eukaryota; Metazoa; Nematoda; Chromadorea; Rhabditida; Rhabditidae
Source: the annotation of a GenBank genome assembly
AUGGAUCUUAUUGAGGGUCAAUGUAUGGUCUGUGGGGAUCGAUCAGCUGGAAAACAUUAUGGAGUUAUGGCUUGUUAUGGAUGCAAAGGGUUCUUCAGAAGAACAAUACGAAGCCAACAGACCUAUCAAUGUCGUUUCAAGCAAUGUUGUAGCAUCGAUAAAGAUCAACGAAAUGCGUGUCGGUUUUGUAGAUUUCAAAGAUGUCUCAGUGUCGGAAUGGAGCCAGAUGCAAUUCGUCCUGACCGUGAUGUGAUUGGAAAGCAGAAAAAUCCUCGUCGAAAAAAGAUAAAAAGAGAAGACUCUUCCCUACCCUCACCUGGAAGUGAAUCUCCCUUCAGUACUACACAUGAAGACGUGCUGGUCACGUAUUUGGUGGAAAUUGAAAUGCAGGCUAUGGCCGGUUCAACACCAGCCCGAUCUUUUGAUAUGAUUAAGCCUGAUCCAGACUUUGAUCUGCCUCAUUUGUUCUUGAAUAGAUUUUCAUUUGUAUCUGAGUCAUAUGAGAUGGCCUAUGAUGUUGGGCGUGUAGCAACAGUUGAGCAAUUGGCUUCGGCCAUGAGACGUUAUGUAUUGGCAACAGUUCAUUGGGUUGAUUCUCUUUUCUCUCUGGCACAAAUCGAUAACGUAACAGAGAAGACUGCUUUACUCAAACAAGUAUUUCCAUCAUAUCUGGUUCUUUGCCAAGCUGCUCGAACAUCUCAGCUUGCAACUUCAAACUGCAUCUGUCUUUGCAAUCGCACAGUCCUCCCGCGAACUCUACCACGCCAUCUUCAUGAAACCAACAUGCUGUCCAACAAUAUGAUUGGCAGAAUUAUUGAUGAGCUUGUAGCACCAAUGAAAAAGCUAUGCUUGAACGAAGCAGAAAUUGUUGUUUUAUCUGCUCUCGUUAUUCUUGACCCAGAUGCACCAGGACUUUCUAUUUCCACUUCAGCUGCGCUAUCUCAACUACGAGACCGAACUCAAAACGCUCUGUUCCACCUGAUCCGAGAGAGCUCUUCUCAGCUUCAUGCUGUUACCAGUCGUUUUGGAAAUAUAUUGUUGCUAUUGCCACCUCUUGCGAAGCUGAGUUCGCUGGUGGGAGAGAACAUACAGUUUGCGCGCAUGUUUGGAAGUGGCAACGUUGAUCCUCUACUAGUGGAGCUUUUCUUGGCUAAUCCUGCAGCUGAACAUAACAUAAUGCCCUCUCCUACUUACCGCGAACGCAGCGAUGUUUCUACUCAAACCAAUGCUUCUUCGUCGCCAUGCUUGCCAUCUGAUCUCAGCGAAGUAAUGCAAGAUGAGAUGCCAUCUGCACCAGGCUCCGAUGGGUCUGCGACACAAACUGUCCUGCCGACUCCACCAGUUAAUAACUUCCAUUCAUUUUAUUUUCCCGGUCAUCAGUUUUCGAUGACACAAACGACACUGUCUUAUAAUAACAACAACAACAGUUCAGUUGCCAGCAGUACACCAACACCAGCUGCUGUCUACAGCAAUCCCACCUUCUAUGAAAGUCCCACGACUCAAGUUGUCGCCACCCAAUUUUUCAUGUAA